GGGGGUUAGGUUUCUGCUGAAAUUUAGCCCCGCCCUUGAGGGUUUAAAAACCGCAGCGCGAAACACCACUUGGUUAUUUGAUCAUCGGGAUUCACACGCGGAGAAAGGUAUAUCCAGACUUGGUACCCUUGCUUUAAAAAAAAAUCCCGUUCUUCAAAUCCCAUAAUCAUGGGCAAGGAGAAGACUCACAUCAACAUUGUGGUGAUUGGGCACGUGGACUCGGGGAAGUCAACCACCACAGGCCACCUCAUCUACAAAUGUGGAGGCAUAGACAAGCGCACCAUAGAGAAAUUUGAGAAGGAGGCAGCAGAGAUGGGAAAAGGCUCCUUCAAAUAUGCCUGGGUGCUGGACAAGCUGAAAGCUGAGAGGGAGAGGGGGAUCACGAUUGACAUCUCCCUGUGGAAGUUUGAGACCAGCAAGUACUACAUCACCAUCAUCGAUGCCCCCGGCCACAGGGACUUCAUCAAGAACAUGAUCACUGGGACCUCUCAGGCCGACUGUGCAGUACUGAUUGUGGCAGCCGGCGUGGGUGAAUUUGAAGCCGGCAUCUCCAAGAAUGGGCAGACCCGUGAGCAUGCCCUGUUGGCCUACACCUUGGGAGUGAAGCAGCUCAUCAUUGGGGUGAACAAGAUGGACUCCACGGAGCCCCCUUACAGCAGCAAGCGCUUCCAGGAGAUCACCAAGGAAGUGAGUGCCUACAUCAAGAAGAUUGGCUAUAAUCCAGCUACCGUGGCCUUUGUGCCCAUCUCUGGGUGGCAUGGAGACAACAUGCUGGAGCCCAGCAGUAAUAUGCCGUGGUUCAAGGGCUGGAGCAUCACCAGAAAGGAAGGCAAUGCCUCUGGCACCACUUUGCUGGAAGCUCUGGAUUCCAUCAUCCCUCCUUCCCGCCCUGUCAACAAGCCCCUUCGUUUGCCCCUGCAGGAUGUCUAUAAGAUUGGUGGCAUUGGCACGGUCCCAGUGGGCAGGGUGGAAACUGGAUUCCUGAAGGCUGGCAUGGUGGUCACCUUUGCCCCGAGCAACAUCACCACGGAGGUGAAGUCUGUGGAAAUGCACCACGAGGCGCUGGCAGAGGCUGUGCCAGGAGACAACAUUGGGUUCAACGUGAAGAACGUGUCGGUGAAAGACAUCCGCCGUGGGAAUGUGGCUGGAGACAGCAAGAACGACCCUCCCAUGGAGGCAGGCAACUUCAUAGCCCAGGUGAUCAUCUUGAACCAUCCAGGCCAGAUCUCGGCAGGCUACACCCCAGUGCUGGAUUGCCACACAGCCCAUAUCUCCUGUAAGUUUGCUGAGCUGAGGGAGAAGAUUGAUCGCAGGUCUGGCAAGAAGCUGGAGGAUAACCCCAAAGCUCUGAAGUCUGGAGAUGCGGCCAUUGUCCAGAUGAUCCCUGGCAAGCCCAUGUGUGUGGAGAGCUUCUCUGAAUAUCCCCCUCUUGGUCGUUUUGCUGUUCGGGACAUGAGACAGACGGUGGCCGUGGGCGUCAUUAAGUCUGUGGAGAAGAAAGCUGGUGGGGCAGCCAAAAUAACCAAGUCUGCUAUGAAGGCCAGCAAGAAGUGAAGAGUUUUGUGUUUCGUUUUUCCUCCUAAAGUAUCAACAGUUGCCUUUGGGCUCUUUUCAAUCCCUGACUUGAAGCCUGAGCUUACUCAUACUAGACUGAUGGCCGAGCCCUGAAAUGCAUUGGAAGAAGAUCUUGAAGGAAACUGGAGUCUGGUCACUGCUUUUGGGUGGUGGGUUAAAAGCCUUAAUUUAAAAAAAUAAAGAAAUAAUUUGCAUCUUAA
Messenger RNA from Rhineura floridana, 1775 nucleotides. RefSeq names its product elongation factor 1-alpha 1-like. The transcript has 8 exons. Gene Ontology annotation, molecular function: GTP binding; GTPase activity; translation elongation factor activity. NCBI's taxonomy places the organism in Eukaryota, Metazoa, Chordata, Lepidosauria, Squamata, Rhineuridae. The record is from RefSeq and is a predicted model, not a curated record. The coding region runs from base 169 to 1554 and encodes 461 amino acids. Gene Ontology annotation, biological process: translational elongation; translation.